Molecule: messenger RNA, 288 nt
Organism: Knipowitschia caucasica
Lineage: Eukaryota; Metazoa; Chordata; Actinopteri; Gobiiformes; Gobiidae
Source: the annotation of a GenBank genome assembly
AUGGACUGGAAUGAGCUACAGAACCGGGUUCUCUCCCAAGAAAGGGACUUGAUGAGCGCUUAUCGCGACGCCCAGGCUGCCAGGGUCAUGGAGGUGCACAAGGCCCAGGACCUGCACAUGGCUCGGGUCACUCGUCAGGCCGAUCACCUGCUGUCUCGACAACAUGCUCGAGCCAACGCAGUGAUGCACAGGAGUGAGAGAUCUGUAGACAGCUGCAUCUCAGAGCAGUCCAGAUCCUCCCCAUGGACACCUCCCUUCGCCCCUCCACCAUUACCAACAUCAAGGUAA